AUGUAAACAAAAAAUUCAUUCGACAUUGCCCCUGCAGAAACAAUGCUGUUAAAAGACUCGUAAUAAAAGAAAUAGGUUCGUUUCAGAUAGGCUUUGGUCGCCGGUCUGAUUCUGGCUGCUGUUUUAAGUCUUACAAUAGUCUUCGUACCUAAAGGUGAGAGUGUUCCAACUUACACUUUAAAUUAGAGAAGUUCAUAUUAUUCUUAAGAUUAAUUAUGUGUAUAUUAAGUUUCAACAGGCUCAACAAACUGCACUCAAAUUGCUGCAAACACAACUACUGUAACUGUGGAUUCUAACCAAUAAAACACCACUCAUAUGAUAAUCUUGGAAGGAGUAUAAGUAACUUAGAAUACAACCUAUUCAAAUGGAACAGUCGUUCAUGACAACUUGUUCGAUGCCAAUUUGAACAUUUCCUCAGAAUUAUCGAGAAAUUUGCGUCUACUUCAACUUUAAGCUGAUGGAUGUUAUGGACCAUGUUAUGACGAAAUGCCUGUCGUCACCUUUGUAACUGAUAAUUAAAAUGGUUAAGUUAUUGAUAUUGGUGUACCAUAAUCAUUAAAUGGUUUAAUGUUGUAAACUUUAAUCGCAACCGUAUAACAUUUAGGGCCAAAUGUAUAAGGAACAGAAGUUGAUUAAGACUCAAUUGUUAACCCAUACAUUGUUGGAAAAUACGAAUUUGUUGCAACAAGAGACGUUGAAACAAGCUGGUUCGGAAAUACCAAGGUCACCAAAUAAGUAACUCAAGAUGAUUGUUUGAAUGAAAACUUUUUAAUUGGAGAUCAAUUCUCUUAGAAUUAGACCACAACCUUAAGCAGAUAGAAUCAAAUUGUUUCAUCCUCAAUUUCAGUUAACAUUGUUAUGGAUCACUCUGUACAACCUGAAGGUGCUGAUGUUGAAUACUCCUAUAAAACCAUAGUGUCAGAUGAAUCCAAUUUGGUUUUAAGUAACUCACAAAUUGACGUCCAAUUUACAUAACUUCUCUAAGAAAUUAGAUCAAAGCAAAACAUUCAAACUUACUCCUUGACAACAAUUUAAGAUAGACUCAUUAAGAACAAAUAGAAGAGAUCAUUGAACAUGUAUGAGAUGAAACAAAAGGCUGAUAAACACAGAUUACUUAUCUCAGAAUCACUUCCAAACAAUUCUUUACAUUGUCCAUCAAAUGGUUUAAUCAAUUUCUAAAAGACUGUUCUUACCUUCUCAGUAAAGGGAACUAAAUUAUAAUUAGAUUUAGCACUUAAAGGAACAGCAGGUAAUGGCAUUGCUGAUUUGAAUGUCAAAUUCUGUGUUGCUAUGGAAGGAAUGUGUUUGUUUGAAAUUAUUAAUUCAAACUUAAAUUAUACUGGAUAACCAUUCAGAGAUAUCGAACUUAAUGGUAUGUAAAAUAUCUCAUUGUUCGAAACCGAGUUGGUAGUCUAAGGAUUUACAGUCGGAGUUGGAGCUGAUUUCAGUUACGGAUUCCUCGUUUAAUAAAAUGUCGAAUAAAAUGCAACUGUCUUUGCAGUCCAAGAUACCUUCAUUGUUCCAGUCUUAUUGACAGUUUAUGGAGAAUCCUCAAUCCCAGAUUUGGUUGCUGUUAGAACAGCUGUUGUUGCUGACAUCUUCACAGGAAAUGUGACAAGCAAUGUUGCCUUUGGAUAUAAUCAAAAGAUCCAAUCAAUUAACACAAAUGCAUACACUUUGAACUUGAACCUAGAUAUGGAAGAAUUCAGAGCUAUCGUUAUUGCCUAAUACCAACAUAGUGAAUUAUCAACCAAGCAAAAAUGCAAGAGACACUUGGGAUUCUUUAAGGUUUGUUAUCCAGUUCCUAUCGCCGGAUUAUUAGGAGAUUGGUAAAACCUUUAUUACAACAAUUGGGGAUUCCCAGUUUUAGUUUAGAACUUUACAUUGUAUGGUGUCUAAUCAGAUUGUUUCAUGAAAAAUGAAUGA
Paramecium tetraurelia is the source of this 1926-nucleotide messenger RNA. RefSeq lists its product as uncharacterized. The transcript has a single exon. NCBI's taxonomy places the organism in Eukaryota, Ciliophora, Oligohymenophorea, Peniculida, Parameciidae. The record is from RefSeq and is a predicted model, not a curated record.